This is a messenger RNA of Magnolia sinica, 1198 nucleotides long. RefSeq lists its product as uncharacterized. The transcript has a single exon. Bases 55 to 438 code for a protein of 127 amino acids. The record is from RefSeq and is a predicted model, not a curated record. NCBI's taxonomy places the organism in Eukaryota, Viridiplantae, Streptophyta, Magnoliopsida, Magnoliales, Magnoliaceae.
AAUUCCCACCAACAGACCACCACAAGAUGCUCUUCUUCCUUUGCAAGCCGACCAAUGCAUUAUAAAAACCUGUGCCAGAGCAACUCGAUUUCUACAAAGAUGGCGGCAACAGCUCCAGUCGAGAUUGGCACUCGAGGCACGAUUGGAUCGCUCCUAUCACAGGAGAUCGAGUACUUCAGAAGGCUCGAACUGGACCGCCGGAACACCCCGCAGAGACCAUGGCUGCAGAUUGCAGGGGCGAGAUCGGGCAGUUGCAGUAGCUCUGGACCCAAUUCUGGGUUUGUGGUUGUGGCCCAGAAGAAGAAGAAGAAGAGAAGCAGUGGAGGGUUCCUCCCAAGCAUCUGCUCUGCGGUGGAGGUUGCAGAUAGCCGGGUGGAGAGAAUGCCCGGAUUCAGUUAUAGGAAUCUGAAAACAGAUAUCAAGAAAGGUCAAGGCUAGGCAACAGUUUCGGAGAGCUUGGAGAAACUAAGCUUCUUGAGGCUGGCAGUUAUGGGGCUGGGCCAUGCUUUGUCGGGGCUGCCGCAUUUUAGAUCUACGACUUCAGCGACAAGGUAAGAUCCUUUCUUGUUUGGUUUCUCACGGCUGGUAUUUCCAUCCGUGGUGACAUUUUCGGAGCUGAGCAUUGGCACACAAUGGUCGUUCUUUCGGAGGUUGGAUCUUGUUUUUGGUGCAUUUAGAGGAAGUCUUUGAUUACUGUUGUUGUUGUUGCUGCUGCUGCUGGCUUCAUUGGGUGAAUUCCUUCUUGGCUGUGUUUUCUUCAGAAUUGCGCCACAGGGAACUGAGACAGGAAUAGUGGGAUUCUUCCUUCUAGAGGGAAUCGAUGCUUGUGGCACGUGUUUCAUGGAUUGCAAUUCCCUGGUCAUCAAGGAACCAAUUGUACCAGUGGUCCCCACCCUGAUAGAGCCUCCAUUAUCGUCAAUGGCUUCAAAUGCCGGAACCAUGAUCUUCUGUCAAUCAGAGUUUUCCAGAGACCCUUUUUUUCUUUUUCAGGUGGAAGCUGAUUGUAGUUGCAUGUACGUUCUAACACAAGCUGUAGCUGGUUUUAAAGAAAACAGUAAAACCACUCAGAAGUGUAUAGAAAGUGAACUUUUGAUGCUGUUUUGGUUGAAAUUGGGUUUGGAUGUGCAAAUGACUUGGAAUUGAUAAGAUUCAGACUAGUAUUCAUAAUGAAGAAGGAAAACCCUCAAAUUGCAUCUUA